UUCAAAUUAGGUUUCCCUUGUUUAGUACUUUACUUUUCCAUCAAAUCUUCCCUCCCUUUUAAUUCAAUUAAAAAUCCUCACAGUACAAAUUUUUCUUGGUUCUUCUUCGCUGGUAUGUCCACUAUUUGCCAGGGGAAUAUUUGGAUUUGUUUAUUUUAAUUUUUAGGUUUAGUUUUCUUCUUCUGCAUUGAAUGCUCAGCUCCUGUCAUGGCCGUUUCAUGAUUCUUGAAUUAAAUGGCCAAUUCUUGACUUUCUCUGUGAUCUCAUAAUGCCAAAUUGUCUGAUUCAGACUGCAUAUAAAUUCAGCUUUUAUGGUUGCUGCUACUGCCAUUGCAAUCUGCAGUGAGUUACAGACACCAAGGAAGAUAAAGCUGAGAAGAUAACAGAAAACCUAUACAUAUAUAUACACAUAAAUACAUACAUGUAUCUAUUUAUAUAUGUUUAAGCUAUAUGGAGACGGAAAACAGCAAAAGAAAAUCAACCAUGGAAGAGUACCAAGUGGUGGAGCAGAUUGGAAGAGGAGCUUUUGGAGCCACUUUUCUUGUUCUUCACAAGACUGAGAACAAGAGGUAUGUGCUGAAGAAGAUUCCUCUGGCGAAGCAAACUGAAAAAUUCAAGCAAACUGCACAUCAAGAGAUGCUACUCAUGGCAAAGCUUAGCAAUCCUUACAUCAUUCGGUACAAGGAUGCCUGGGUCGAAAAGGACUCCUUUGUCUGCAUCGUUACGAGCUACUGCAAAGGCGGAGACAUGGCGGAGCUGAUCAGAAAGGCUCGAGGAGUGCAUUUCUCCGAAGAGACGAUCUGCAGAUGGCUGACUCAGUUGCUUUUGGCUUUGGAUUACCUGCACUCGAAUCGUGUCCUUCACCGCGACCUCAAGUGCUCAAACAUUUUCCUUACAAGAGACAACGACAUCAGGCUCGGAGAUUUUGGGCUAGCGAAGCUGCUCGACAAAGGCGACCUUGCUUCAUCGCUCGUGGGAACACCAAACUACAUGUGUCCGGAGAUCUUAGCAGACAUCCCAUAUGGAUACAAAUCGGACAUUUGGUCUUUAGGCUGCUGUAUGUUCGAAAUUGCCGCUCAUUUACCUCCUUUUCGGGCAUCGGACAUCGAUGGCCUCGUCAGCAAAAUAAAUCGAUCAACCAUUUCGCCUCUUCCAACAUUGUAUUCUUCGUCCCUGAAGAGACUCAUCAAAAGCAUGCUUAGGAAAAGCCCGGAGCAUCGCCCGACGGCUGCAGAGCUCUUGAGGCAUCCACAUUUGCAGCCAUAUCUCGCUCGGUACAGCAAUUUGUCGCCGGUCUUCCUCCCAGUGAAGUCUGAAGCCGAGUCAAAGUCCAGGCCGUCGAACAGGGACAGCAAGCUGAACAAGAAAAUGCAGAUGAUCAAGAAAUCAGACGACGCCACGAAAGAGGACAAGAUUCCAUCAAAAAAACAUCUGCCUAUGGAUUCAGGAACAGAUUCCCUUUCGCCGGAUGAAAGCAAGAGUAACGUAAGCCUUGGAUCAUUGUCGGAACAAGAAAUGCAAUCCAGGGACGAAAACCAGAACCUUAACGCGGCAGCAUGUAAUGGCGACGAAAAUUCUCCCAAACUGAACCUGGCAAGAAUGCCGACCCCUUUCCUGCCGAAUGAUCUCAUCAAAAGCGAACAUGUAGUCGAAGAAAAGGCGCAGGCGAUGGAGUCGUUGCUCGAGCUCUGCGCGCAGCUUCUCAAGCACGAGAGGCUCGAGGAACUCGAGGGCGUGCUGAAGCCAUUCGGAGAUGAAUCUGUCUCUUCUAGAGAAACUGCAAUCUGGCUGACAAAAGGCCUGAUGAACAUUCAAAGAUGUAAUCAAGAAUUAGCUUAGCUUAGCUUAGAUUAACAAACAGUGGCACUUCUUGUGAUCAAAUUCUUACCAUUUGAUCCUGUGAUAUGUUCCUGUGAUGACUCAAAUGGAAGUUCUUGACGUAGCCAUUAUCCAUUGAUCAUAGUUUUCUUCAA
Molecule: messenger RNA, 1973 nt
Organism: Andrographis paniculata
Lineage: Eukaryota; Viridiplantae; Streptophyta; Magnoliopsida; Lamiales; Acanthaceae
Product: serine/threonine-protein kinase Nek6-like
Exons: 12
Coding region: 451-1839 (462 amino acids)
Biological process (GO): protein phosphorylation
Molecular function (GO): protein kinase activity; ATP binding
Source: RefSeq, a predicted model, not a curated record